AUUACCGGCUGUUGGUUCACGUGCAGGGGGCGGUGACGCGUUUGGUGGAUGUGCUUGGUUCUGCUGUCGUUUCGUCGCAUUGCCAGCAAAGGAAGAUAUAAUGAUGUAAAGAAGAGGCAGAGGUGGUUGAGCAGACCGUCAACACAGAUCAGCAGCUAUGGUGUUUGAGUCUGUAGUUGCUGAUGUGCUGAACCGCUUCCUGGGAGACUAUGUGGAAAAUUUGGAUGGCUCUCAGUUGAAACUAGGAAUAUGGGGAGGUGAUGUUGUCCUCAAGGAUCUCAGGCUGAAGGACAGUGCUCUACAGGACCUGGAUUUACCAAUCAAGACAUUAUCAGGCUACCUUGGCAAACUGGUGCUGAAGAUCCCAUGGAAGAACCUGUACACGGCGCCGGUGGUGGUGCUGGUGGAGCGGCUCCACCUGCUGGCCGUGCCCAGCCAGGGCGUGGCGUACAGCCGUGAGCGCGAGGACGCCAUCGCACGCGACAUCAAGCGCCAGCAUAUCAGCCGCUACGAGCAGGUCCAUCAGCUGGCCAGCACCUCGGACGCUCUCAAGCAGAAGGAUGACACGUUUGUCGAGAAGCUGUUCACUCAGAUUAUCAAGAAUGUGCAGGUGACCGUCAAGGACAUCCACAUCCGAUACGAGGAUCAGGUCACCGCGCCGAAGACGCCGUUCGCGCUCGGUGUGACGCUGCACACACUAUGUCUGGAGAGCACCGACAACCACUGGAAGCCGGCCAUCGUCACCGACGCCGUCAAACAGAUCUACAAGCUGGUGAGCCUCGACAGUCUGAGCGUGUACUGGAACAGCAGGACCCAGCUGUAUAGCCAGCUCAGCAAAGCUGAGCGGGAGGAGCGCUUCAUGAGUGAUGUGGCCACUUCCACCUCCACCCCGGCCGGCACCAAGUACCUCGUGGGCCCCAUCCACGCCAAGGCCCAGCUGAAGCUGAACCCGGAGCCAGAGUUUGACGGCAGCGGCUACCAGAUCCCCAAGGUGUGGCUGAGCCUGGUGCUGGAGGAGCUGUCGGUUGGUCUGACCAAGUACCAGUACCGCGACCUGAUGGAGCUGCUGCAGAGUAUGGAGCGCAUGACACUGGCCCAGCCCUACAGAAAGUACCGGCCGCAGCUUCGCGAGUACAAGGGCCACGCCAGGGAGUGGUGGCUGUUCGCCUACAAGUGCGUGCUGAACGAGACGGUGCGCCGCCGCCGCCGCAACUGGGCCUGGGUGCACAUCAAGGCCUACCGUGACAUGUGCAGACGCUACGUCAAGGCAUACAAGACGAAGCUGACCACCAAGAAGCCGCCGCCGGACGUGCUGAGUCGGAUCGAGGACUACGAGUACAAGCUGGACAUCGUGAACGUCAUCAUGAUCCGACGGCAGGUGCAGAUGGAGGUGGACAAGCAGGCGGAGAAGCUCAAGAAGGACCAGAAGAAAGCCGGCUGGUUUGGCGGCUGGUUCAGCAGGGGUGGCGGCAGCGAGACCGCCUCCAGCGAGGAGGACAUAACCAAGCAGCUGGAGGCGGCCAUGACGACGGAAGAGCGACAGAAGCUGUACGAGGCCAUCGACUAUCAGGAGAACGCGGCGCCGACCGUGUACCCGGCGGAGUUCGAGGCUGUCCAGCUGGCGUUCCGGCUGGGUCGGCUGGCCGUGAGCGUCGAAGACGAGGAGGCGACGCCGCAGCGCGUGCUGGCGCUCAGCCUGCGCUCGGUGGACGCCAGUCUGGUGCAGCGGCCGGCCGCCAACGCCGUCAGGGUUGAGGCGUGCAUUAGCGAGCUAAGGAUGGAUGGAAUCCCGGAGAAAGGGAAGGCGCCGGACAUCGCCACCACCAUCGCCAAGGAGGGCUCCGACAGCGCGCUGCUGACGUUCAUGUUCGAGACGAACCCGCUGGACGGCGAGUGUGACCAGCGGCUGCGCGCGCGCAGCCAGCCCGUCGAGAUGGUCUUCCACGCGGCCACGUUCAGCCGGCUGGCCACCGUGCUCCGGCCGCCGCGCCACAUCCAGCUGUCCCAACUGCAGGCCGCCGCCAUCAGCAAGCUGCACGAGCUGAAGGAGACGUCGGCACUGAAGAUGCAGCACGCCAUCGAGAACCACAGCACACUGGAUCUUGAGAUCGACCUGAUGGCCUCACGGGUGCUGGUGCCCGAGUUCGGAGACGUCACCAGGGAGGGCCGCAGGCUGGCGCUGAACCUGGGGAGCGUGCGGAUCCGGUCCGUGCCGCGCCAGGUGGCGUCGCUGACCACCGUCCGCCAGAUGGCCAGCGAGGGCACCUCCAGCGACGACAUCUACCAGAAGAUGGCCGGCCAGGCGUACGACCAGUUCGACAUCGAGCUGCAGGAUAUCGAGAUGGUGCUGGCCGUGCGGGGCGAGUCGUGGCGCGAGGCGCUGGCGCUGAGCGGCUCGCCGCUGCACCUGGUCCGGCCCAUCAGCCUUGCCAUCUGCCUGAAGAAGUGCCUCAUCACGGACGACCCCCGGCUGCCCGUCGUCAAGGUGGACGCUUCCAUCGCCAAGCUCAGCGUCGGCAUAUCGGACCACCGCCUGAUCCAGCUGGCCGUGCUGGCGGACAGCAUCCCAAGCGCGGCGCCCGAGGACGAGGACGACACGCCCGCGCCGGCCCUGGACGGCAACGCCAACGUCCUGAACGUGGGCAGGCCGACGCAGGGGCUGGCGCGGCUGCAGGACAAAAAGGCGUCCUCCAGCGCGGCCACGCGGGCUGAGCAGAUGACCAACCUGCUGCUCACCUUCAACAUCCAAGAGCUGUGUACGGACGUGUACCGGCGUCAGUCGGCGCCGGACAAGGCCGCCGAUGAGCAGAUGAUCUCGCUGGUGAUCGGGGGUGUCGGCUGCUCCGUGGCCGCUCGCACUCACACCCUGGAGGUGACCAGCACGCUGGCCGGUGUUACGCUCAAGAGUCACGAGUUCCGGGACCCGGACGGCGGCGAGCUGUUCCUGGUCAGCACGCCGAUGACUCACGGCGGCUCGGAGCCCCUGCUCAGCUGCACGUACACCAAGGUGGACCGCGACUGGGACAAGUUCCGCUCCGCGUACGGCGGCGUCGGCCAGCUGCUGGAGCUCACGUUCAGCGAGCUGACGGUGCAGCUGCACCAGGCGGCGCUCUGCUCGCUCAUGACGUUCGGCGACGCCAUCAGCCGUCAGCUGAGCAGCCUGAUCAUCAACAUGCUCCCUCCGUAG
Molecule: messenger RNA, 3187 nt
Organism: Pollicipes pollicipes
Lineage: Eukaryota; Metazoa; Arthropoda; Thecostraca; Pollicipedomorpha; Pollicipedidae
Product: vacuolar protein sorting-associated protein 13
Exons: 24
Coding region: 158-3187 (1009 amino acids)
Biological process (GO): protein targeting to vacuole; protein retention in Golgi apparatus
Source: RefSeq, a predicted model, not a curated record